This is a messenger RNA of Sphaerodactylus townsendi, 1408 nucleotides long. It is a transcript of the gene MRPS27, whose product is annotated as mitochondrial ribosomal protein S27. NCBI's taxonomy places the organism in Eukaryota, Metazoa, Chordata, Lepidosauria, Squamata, Sphaerodactylidae. The transcript has 11 exons. Bases 64 to 1284 code for a protein of 406 amino acids. The record is from RefSeq and is a predicted model, not a curated record. Gene Ontology annotation, cellular component: mitochondrion. Gene Ontology annotation, molecular function: protein binding.
UUGUGGUGGCAGAGGUCCCUCGUUCCUCCCCCGCCCCGGGUCAACGGGUUGGUACGCGCCGAAAUGGCGGCGCGCGUAUUCCAACGAGGGUUUCUGCGGAUCAGAACUGCGACGCAAGUCUGGGCUUCUUCAGGCAAAAGAUCUGUUCUGUCAGCUGCUUAUGUGGAUAGUUGGAACUGGGAACCGAAAGAAAAAGAUAAGCAGAAUUUUGCUGAAUUGGCCUUUUGGAUGGACAAAACCUAUGACAGAAAGCUUCCAGUCAGCUCUUUAACCAUAUCCCGGUUUAUUGAUAACAUUUCUUCACGGGAACAAGUGGAUCAAGCUGAGUAUUAUCUUUACAAGUUUCGUCACAGUCCUAACUGGUUUUAUUUGAGAGACUGGAUCAUCCACUCCUGGAUCAGAAAGUGCCUUAAAUUCAGUGCACGGGACAAAGCCUUGUACACAAUACAAAAUAAGGUCCAGUAUGGAAUUUUCCCAGAUAAUUUUACCUUCAAUAUACUUUUAGAUUCUUUUAUAAAGGAUGGAAACUAUAAAGAUGCUAUGUCCUUGGUUACUGAGAUAAUGAUACAAGAAAGUUUUGAUGAAGUAUCUACACAACUUCUUGCACUUUAUGUUAUGUAUAACUAUUUGGAAACCAAUUCAGAAUUUACGUGGGAGGAAGAGAGAGACCUUGGCGCAUCCCUAUUGUUAGCAGGCCUGAAGCAGACUGGCACGGUGGGCUUCAGCUCUCAGUUGUAUGGUUAUGCACUUCUAGGAAAAGUGGAGCUGUCCAAGGGACUACGAGCUGUAUACCACCAAAUGCCUCUCAUGUGGACUCCGGGUUAUCUGAACAGAGCCUUGCAGUUGAUGGAGAAUGUGGCGUUACUUCCUGAGGAUGUAAAGCUGUGUAAAGAAGCUGUUGAUGUUCUGGCAGCCAUUUUGAAGCCUGUUCCUGUGGCAGAGCCCCUUCAAGAGGAAGCAAAGGCAUCCGAAGAAGCACCGAAGCAAGGACAGUUGGAAGACACAGAAAAGCUUCGGCUUCCCGAGUACUGUGAUCAGUUCAAGGAUCUGCAUGCGAAACUGCAGUCGCUCGGCAAGGUGGACUCCACCAGUUUGUUGACAUUGACCACCCAGCUUGUUGAGGAAAAGCGGCCGGGAUUUGAAGAGGAAGACCUUGCAAAAUAUGAGCAGAAGGUGAAGGAGUGGCAGCAGGCAUACACAAACCUGGUGGAAAGAGAGAAACAAAUGAGAGAAAAGGCCCAGCAGGAACGCGAAGCCCGGAAAGCAGCAAAAACCUCCCUUUAAUGAUCUCCGUCGAAGACUUUUGUUAGACUACUUUUUCUCUUGGCUGUAAAAUGAAGAAUAUGUUGUUAUGAAGGCUGUCGAUAUAGCCUUGAUUGUCUCGCAGAUUAAAUAUUUCUGGAGCCCU